AUGGGGCACAGAUUGGUCUGUGUUGGCUUGUACUGGUUUAUACUGGUCCAUACUGCCCUGUACUGGUCCAUACUGGUCUGUACUGGCUCUUACUGGUCCUUACUGGUCCAUACUGGUCCUUACUGGUCCGUAUCGGUCCUUACUGGUCUGUACUGCUCUGUACCAGUCCAUACUGGUUUGUACUGGUCCUUACUGGCCCGUACUGCUCUGUACUGGUCAGUUCCGGUCCAUAGUGGUUUAUACUGGUCCGUACUGGUCCUAACUGGUCGUUACUGGGCAGAGGCGCGGGAGUGUGUGAACUGCGGGGCCACAGCGACGCCGCUCUGGCGCCGGGACGGCACCGGGCACUACCUGUGCAACGCCUGCGGGCUGUACCACCGGCUGAACGGGCACAACCGGCCGCUCAUCCGCCCCAAAAAGCGCCUGCUGGUGAGCAAACGCGCGGGCACCGUGUGCAGCAACUGCCAGACCAGCACCACGACCCUGUGGAGGCGCAGCCCCCGCGGGGACCCCGUGUGCAACGCCUGCGGGCUCUACUACAAACUGCACCGGGUGAGAGAACAUCCCAAAAUAGCCACAAAAUAGCACAGAAUGUCCCAAACGCACCCCAGGACAUUCAAAUUGCCCC
This is a messenger RNA of Ficedula albicollis (Collared flycatcher), 628 nucleotides long. RefSeq names its product GATA binding protein 1 (gene GATA1). The coding region runs from base 1 to 585 and encodes 194 amino acids. The transcript has 3 exons. Gene Ontology annotation, molecular function: RNA polymerase II cis-regulatory region sequence-specific DNA binding; zinc ion binding; DNA-binding transcription factor activity, RNA polymerase II-specific. Gene Ontology annotation, biological process: negative regulation of transcription by RNA polymerase II; cell fate commitment; positive regulation of transcription by RNA polymerase II. NCBI's taxonomy places the organism in Eukaryota, Metazoa, Chordata, Aves, Passeriformes, Muscicapidae. The record is from RefSeq and is a predicted model, not a curated record.